Grammomys surdaster is the source of this 3974-nucleotide messenger RNA. It is a transcript of the gene Plekhm2, whose product is annotated as pleckstrin homology and RUN domain containing M2. Gene Ontology annotation, molecular function: kinesin binding. Gene Ontology annotation, cellular component: endosome membrane. Lineage: Eukaryota; Metazoa; Chordata; Mammalia; Rodentia; Muridae. Gene Ontology annotation, biological process: regulation of protein localization; lysosome localization; positive regulation of membrane tubulation. The record is from RefSeq and is a predicted model, not a curated record. Bases 21 to 3113 code for a protein of 1030 amino acids. The transcript has 20 exons.
GACGGGGCGGCGGCGGCGCCAUGGAGCCGCGGGAGGUGAAGGACCGAAUCCUGGAGAACAUCUCGCUAUCGGUGAAGAAGCUACAGAGCUACUUUGCAGCGUGUGAGGAUGAAACCCCUGCCAUCCGGAACCACGACAAGGUCCUGCAGCGCCUAUGUGAGCACCUGGACCACGCCCUGCUGUACGGAUUGCAAGACCUGUCCUCUGGCUACUGGGUGCUUGUGGUCCAUUUCACCCGCAGAGAGGCCAUCAGGCAAAUCGAGGUGCUACAGCAUGUGGCCACCAACCUGGGGCGAAGCCGCGCCUGGCUCUACCUAGCUCUCAAUGAGAACUCCUUGGAGAGCUACCUGCGUCUGUUCCAGGAGAACCUGGGUCUGCUACAGAAGUACUAUGUCAGGAAUGCCCUGGUCUGCAGCCAUGAUCACCUGACUCUCUUCCUGACCUUGGUGUCUGGGUUGGAGUUUAUUCGGUUCGACCUGGAUCUGGACGCCCCGUACUUAGACCUGGCCCCGUACAUGCCUGACUACUAUAAACCUCAGUACCUGCUGGACUUUGAAGACCGCCUUCCUAGCUCAGUCCACGGUUCAGACAGCCUGUCUCUUAACUCCUUCAACUCUGUCACCUCCACCAACCUGGAAUGGGAUGACAGCGCAAUUGCCCCAUCUAGCGAGGAUUAUGAUUUUGGAGAUGUGUUUCCAGCAGUGCCGUCUGUACCCAGCACAGACUGGGAAGAUGGAGACCUCACAGACACCAUCAGUGGUCCCCGCUCCACUGCUUCAGACCUGACCAGUAGCAAGGCCUCUACCAAGAGCCCCACCCAGCGCCAUAACCCCUUCAAUGAGGAGCAGGCAGAGACAGCAUCAUCUGACACCACCCCUGUGCACACGACCUCUCAGGAGAAGGAAGAAGCCCAGGCCCUCGACCAGCCAGACGCUUGUACAGAGCUUGAAGUUAUCAGGGUCACCAAGAAGAAGAAGACUGGCAAGAAGAAAAAGACCAAGCUGGACGAGGAAGCAAGCCCACUGCACCCCUCUAGCCAGCAGAAAUGUGGCCGGCAGGGGGAAGGUGACAGACUUGAGGACAUCCCAGGCCUGGCCAGGGACCCUUCAGAUACUGUACUUGCCUCCCCACUGGAGCAAGGGGAAGGGCCCGGGAGUACAACCGGAAGCAGCGAGCAUUCAGAGCUCAGCCAGAUGGGCUUGCUGAUCCCCGAGAUGAAGGACACCUCCAUGGAGCGCCUAGGACAGCCCCUGAGCAAGGUCAUUGACAAGCUCCAUGGCCAGCUGGACCCCAACACCUGGUGCUCCAGUGUCGAUCCCCCAGAUCAGCCCUUUCGGACCGGCUUUCCCGGGGAGGCCCCGGAGAAACCACCAUUUUGCGACUUCAGUGAGGGGCUUCCAGCCCCCAUGGACUUCUACCGGUUUACAGUCGAGAGUCCAAGUACUGUUACACCAGGUGGCAGCCACCAUGACCCUCCAGGGCCUAGCCAACCGCUGCAUGUUCCUGGUAGCCCUGCGGCUGCUCUCCAAGAAGAAGAGGGAGGAAGAGGAGAGAGACAGACAUCUCAGUCCCUAGAGGACCAGCAAGGGGAGGAGAUUGAGAAGCCAGAGCCUCAGGAACCGGACAGCCAGUUACCACUGGUCAGCCAGGAGCCUGUGCCUGAACCUGUGUCCCAGCCUGAACCUGGAACCCAGGAGUCUCUCUGCAAGCCCAAGCGAGACCAGCCCAGUCCUUGUUUGAGCAGUGCUGAGGACUCGGGUGUAGACGAGGGCCAGGGUAGCCCGUCAGAGAUGACGCACCCCUCAGAGUUCAGGGUGGACAACAACCACUUGCUCCUGCUCAUGAUCCAUGUCUUUCGAGAAAACGAAGAGCAGUUGUUCAAAAUGAUCCGGAUGAGCACAGGGCACAUGGAGGGUAAUCUGCAGCUGCUCUACGUGCUACUCACAGACUGCUAUGUCUACCUGCUUCGGAAAGGGGCCACAGAGAAGCCAUACCUGGUGGAAGAGGCUGUUUCUUACAAUGAACUUGACUAUGUGUCGGUUGGCCUCGACCAACAGACUGUCAAGCUGGUGUGCACCAACCGCAGGAAGCAGUUUCUGCUGGACACGGCUGACAUGGCCCUGGCUGAGCUCUUCCUGGCAUCUCUGAAGUCAGCUAUGAUCAAAGGUUGCCGGGAACCACCCUACCCCAGCAUCCUGACUGAUGCCACCAUGGAGAAGCUGGCGCUGGCGAAAUUUGUCGCCCAGGAAUCCAAAUGUGAGGCAUCCACCGUGACCGUGCAUUUCUACGGACUUGUGCACUGGGAGGACCCCAUGGAAGAAGCCCUGGGCCCCGUUCCCUGUCAGUGCUCACCUGCGGAGGGCACCAUCACCAAAGAAGGCAUGCUGCACUACAAAGCCAGCACCUCCUACCUGGGCAAGGAACACUGGAAGGCCUGCUUCGUGGUGCUCAGCAAUGGGAUCCUCUACCAGUAUCCUGACCGCACGGACGUCAUCCCCCUGCUCUCGGUGAACAUGGGUGGGGAGCAGUGCGGUGGCUGCCGGAGAUCCAACACCACGGAGCGACCCCACGCCUUCCAGGUCAUUCUGGCUGACCGGCCCUGCCUGGAGCUAAGUGCCGACAGCGAAGCCGAGAUGGCUGACUGGAUGCAACAUCUCUGCCAGGCCGUGUCCAAAGGAGUCAUACCCCAGGGCAUAGCUCCUAGCCCCUGUAUCCCUUGCUGCCUGGUGAUCACGGAGGACCGCCUCUUCACAUGCCACGAGGACUGCCAAACCAGCUUCUUUCGCUCCCUGGGCACAGCCAGGCUGGCAGACAUCACUGCUGUCUCCACAGAGCUCGGCAAGGAGUACUGUGUCCUGGAGUUCUCCCAGGAUAGCCCACAGCUGCUCCAGCCCUGGGUCAUCUACCUGAGCUGCACUUCCGAGUUGGACCGGUUCCUGACUGCCCUGAGCUCUGGGUGGAAAGCCAUCUAUCAGGUAGACCUUCCUCACAAGGCAAUCCAGGAAGCUUCCAUCAAGCAGAAAUUUGAGGACGCCCUGAGCCUCAUCCACAGUGCCUGGCAGCGGAGCGACAGCCUGUGCCGUGGCAGGGCCUCCCGGGACCCCUGGUGCUGAGGCGUGGCCGAGCAACACUGGGGGAAGACGGGAAGGAGGCGGGCUGGCCGGCUUCUGCACUGCGGUGUGCCACCAUGGUGUUUUGGAGCCAGGGGUCAACAGCCCACUCCUGCCUUGGGGUAGCAGAACCACUUAGUGUGGCUUGAGACAGGAAUUCAGAGUCAGUGCCUGGCACCGUAGACAUCCUGCCCAACUGCAGUGACUAGAGGUCACUGAGGCAGAAAGUCUGAGCCCUGUGGGCUCUGUAGACACUUAGUGUCCCCUGGCCACCACUUUAGUCCUCACUGUCUGCUCAGGGUGACAGAGAGAGAGAACGAUAGCAUCCAUUUAAGCAGGAGCAAAGAGACAAGUGGGUAGGUGUGCCAUCUUCCUCUCCUGGGUCAGGGGCCUGGGCGAUGGUCAGAGCCCCCCGGGGGUCCUGAGUGCCCAGCCACCCUUGUUCGUUUUUGAACACUGUCCCCACCGCACAGGGAAAGGUGAUCACUAGGGAUGUGUGCAUGCCCCCUCUCACGAAUCCACCCAUGCACAGCGGCCUGCCUCGCACAGCCUGGGCCCAGCUGGCAGCCCUCCAUGUCUGCCAGGAGGCCCUGCAUGUCCACAGCCCUGCCUCUCCUCUUCCUCAAAUACAGCAGAGCUUGUAGGACCAGGGAUGAGUUGGCUCCUCUUGCCAGGAGCAAAGGAGAUAGGCUGAGAGGGGAGCAGAGCCCAUGGGCCUGGUGGCUUCUGUGACACCUGACGACCCACCGACCCCUGCUUGGCUGGAGCUGGUCCUUCCCUGAAGUCUCUUAUUAGGUUCCUUGAGGGACAGGUCAGAUGGAUUGGGUUUUGUUUUUUAAAAUAAAAUUGAUGUUAUAUUGCUGA